CUGGCAGUCAGCCGACCUCCAUCUUAGUCCACUGAGAACUGUCUUCUCAAUUUAAGUUCCCUGCUUACAGCUCAUUGUGCUUUUUCAACGUCAUGGUACCGUUGUUUCUCUUGGGGGUAUCGAAUGACCACCGUAUCCUCCAAGCCCCUGCGUUGGCUUUGGCACCUACUACGUAUGUCUACUGAUCUAUUAUCUUGACCUGCGAAUCCGUUGCCCUCACAAGAUGGAUGAUCUAGAAGUAGGAGCUUCAAACGAGCUGGAACAAAGGAAAGAGUUGCUUCCAGAACAUCAACUAUUAGCCCCUUGCAUGGUACCUCGAUCGAGAAGUGAUUCAAUGUACUCGGAGCUAUCCCGUACAUCUACUCAAUACGACGUCAAAGCCAGGUUGAAAUACAGUGAUGCGCAACUUAGGUCGCGAAUAGGGACUCUAAAUGGCAGUCCGUGGUCUGAAACCGUUGAACCCAAGGCUCAGAAACAACACUACAUUAACUAUCAUGAGCGCAGACGAAAUUUAGGUCUAGAUCCAGAUCCAGAUAUACCGGAUUGGACAAAUGUAGAAGCGAUGCAUCGAAAGGGACACCGCCGCGGCCUUCCCCUACUUGUGAGAGCUCACGAAGAAUUGGAAAAUAUCAUGGCCUGCUACGAUACUGGAACCCAUGAGAAUCACAUAUCUUAUGCCAAAGCCAUCGAUAUGGGUUAUGUCGUCGAAUCAAGCCCCGGUAUCGAAGUAUGUUUCCAGCUCCCAAACGGAAAAAUCAUCAAGUCUUUGGGUUACGUCGACAUCAUGGUUCAGUUCGCUAGAGACGUAGGACCAGAGAUGUCCCCUAUGAUAUGCCGAUUCAACGUUUUCGAGAGGCUGGCUUUGCCGGUGCUCAUCGGCAUGGCCUUCCUCAGAGCCACAGAGACCAUAACCAAGUACACCUCACGCAUGGUAGACCUACCCGGAACUUGGAAGCGCUCUCUCCGUUUGUGUUCGAUGGGAAAUGCGACAAAUCAAGUUUCGUGUAUCAUUGAGGGGCGAAGAAUCUCAGCCGCUGCGGACACUGGAUCUGAGAUCGCCUUGAUCAGUGGCACAUAUGCUAGAAAACGCGGUUUUGUCAUUAGAGAAGGCUGCGAAGAGCUUGAGCUUGCUGAUGGCUCACUCGAAUACACCAGCGGGUUCGCAUACGCCAGAAUUAGUGUGUUGGAUCGCAGCCACUGGGAAAAGAGGUCGACGUCGAUAUCUGCGUCGAGAUGGAAAGCGAAGCCAGGAUUGAGACCCGACUGGAUUCGCUUCCAUGUUCUGGAUUGUCUCCAGCUCGACGUACUCCUGGACGAAAGAACAAGCGAUGUCUUGGAUGUCUUUCAGAAUGGCUUCGUCGAGUUCAUGUCGGAUGCGCCUGACGUUGUACCCAGCAUAUCUCCAAUUAUCCACCUAGGCUCUGUGGAAGCUUCUCUUGCACGGGCGAGCGACAAAGUGAGCAAAAAGACCAAAGAAUUGAGCAGCUCGAUCCGGUCACAAUGUACCUCAGCAUUCUCAAAGUCAGCAUCUUCGCCUAGCGCUGCAAGUACAGUGAGUCCAGCAGGGCCAAACGAUGCUACAUCGCAAGCUCGUGCCAAGCAGAUACCUACCCUCAUCAGCGAGCUAGAUCAAGCAGAAAACCGCCGGCUUGAUCAAACAGAGCGAAGAGGUCCAUCUGCUGGGGAUGAUGCACAAAAGCAACGGUAUGAACUUGAACGGACAAAGCUUUUGGACGGACUGCGGGAAUUGAAUGGCACACAAGUGCGUUGAGCAGCUCACACUCCUGCGAGUUGCGCAGAAUACAAUUGAAACACCA
Molecule: messenger RNA, 1817 nt
Organism: Alternaria rosae
Lineage: Eukaryota; Fungi; Ascomycota; Dothideomycetes; Pleosporales; Pleosporaceae
Exons: 3
Coding region: 224-1771 (515 amino acids)
Source: RefSeq, a predicted model, not a curated record